Molecule: messenger RNA, 884 nt
Organism: Moneuplotes crassus
Lineage: Eukaryota; Ciliophora; Spirotrichea; Euplotida; Euplotidae
Source: the annotation of a GenBank genome assembly
AUGUUUUUAAACUAUCAAGAAGACUUUUUCAAAGAUCAGUCAGACUAUCAGUACAUGUUUGGACAAGAGUUAUCAUCAGAAGUUGACUUGUUUGAGAUCAGGCAUACGGGCAAUACUCAAUCUCAGACUGGGACAGAAAAGAAUCCUUUCAUUGAGCCCGGAGACCCUGGGAUAUUUGUUCAAGAGUCUGACAAGAAACCAAAUUUGUCUGAAAUCUCCAAUUUUCAUGCUCCAAUUCUGGCUGAAGAGGACUUAUUCUCCGAAACUGAGCACCUUUUGAAAAUUCUAAGAAAGGAAGUGGGACUCUGACCUAUCGAAGUAUACCUAGACAAUAAAACUGGACAAAUUAUGAUCAAGAACAAGUCUGUAGAAGGGCUAGACUCAGAAUCUGUUCUUCAGCCAGAUUCACCUCAAGAACCACAAGCUGAGGCUGUUAAAAGCGAAGAGAAUUCCAGCUCAUUGUGAUUUAACAGGAGAGUCAGGUUCUCAAAGAAGCAUGACAGAGAGAUGUUCAGCAUACUCAGAGAGCUCUGAGACACCCACUGAGUACCGCUCUCCAACUUCUGCUCUGUCAGAGAACCUCUUGUGGAAAGUGCCCAGCUGGUGAUGGACAAACUCUCAGAAGAAAUAAAGUGGAGAAAAAGCAGGAAGAAAGAUCUUCUCAAGAGGAUUUGCAAAUAUGUAAAUGAUCCUACUUUCUCUCUCAGAGAUGCAAGGUUGCUCAGAGAACUUGUGAAGUCACAAAAACAGAAGGGAGCCAUAGAUUUCACGUCCUUGCUCUACUAUUUCCCUGGAAAAACAGCUCAGCAGUUAGAGUAUCAAUACUCAAAAUCGAAGGACAGAAAGAGAACAAGAAUAUCUAAUUUAUUAUAAAGUUUCAUUAA